AUGCUACCUGGACAACGCACGGCCGGCCGGUCCAAGACUCCGACAGGGCGGCCGGUACUGCCUCCAAGGGAUGAGACGGCGUCCCAGCUGACACCACCGCAGACGCCAGAUGGGGAGACUACCAACUCUGACAGGCCAGCAAUGCCCCCGCGGUCGCCAUCCUCAACACCGAAGCUGCGGCGGGAAGUCUCCAUCAGGGAGGAGACGGCUUCCUCCAGCUUCGAGCGCAUAGAGCGGCGUCCGCGCAGUGCUCCAAAGAAGAAGGCCGAUCGCGACAAGAAUCCGUUUAUCGAGUACGACGUCCGCGAGAAGAGGCUCAAUCAGGAACGCAAGUGGCUACAAGAGGAUUCCCAUUUUCUCGAGCAGCGGCGAGAAGAACUUCGCCUUGGAUCCUUGUUGAACCAGCUCAAUAUCCAGAACGAUCCCGACGACCAGCUUUAUGAGAAUCGCACAUUCUAUGGGCCUCACUCCAUGGCAAUGAAGGCCACCAAGGCGAGACGAAGUCACAGGGCGCUUCCACGAUCGAACUCGGCACCAAUACCCGAGCGGCCUCCCAAGGAGGCUUCGGGUGCCCGCAGGUUUCCCAAGGAGCGCGGAGCGGCUGUCCUGAAGUCACUGGCACAGGUUUUAAAGAACUCUAGCGAGGACGUGCAGCAACGCUUCAAAGAAGAGCUGAGGAAGAGCGGCUACAUACUGCCAGAAGAGCCAGCCGAAGCUCCAAAGGACGGCCGCAGGCUGUUGGCAUUUGCGCGCCUCGGUGUAGACAUGUCCCGCGAGAGAGGCUCCAUGUCAAGGAGCUGUUCAAAGAGUUCGAUGAACUUUUGA
Messenger RNA from Symbiodinium natans, 825 nucleotides. The record is from the annotation of a GenBank genome assembly. Lineage: Eukaryota; Dinophyceae; Suessiales; Symbiodiniaceae.